AUGGCUAACCGAUGCCAUGUUAGAUCAAUUAGCUUGCCUUCCAGAUCACAUCCUACCACUCUCAAAAUCCAAGAAGAGCUUAACAAGCUCAGAACAUUGGAGGCAUCAUCUACAUCAACAUUGGAGACAAUCUGCAAUGGCCUAUCUGGACUGCAAGAGUUGUACAAAUGCUUGGAUGAGCUUCUUGGUUUGCCAUCCACCCAACAAGCCCUCUCCCACCAUCAACAUGAGAAAUGGGUCAAUGACUUGUUGGAUGGACCAGUGAGAAUUUUAGAUGUUUGUGGCUCUGUAAGGGAUGUUAUAGCACAAUUUAAGGAAAAAAUCCGAGAUCUUCAAUCUGCUCUCAGGAGGAGAAAAGGAGAUUUGUGCGUUGAAAGCAGCAUCAGCAAUUACAUUUGUUCAAGAAAGAAGAUGAAGAAGGAUUCCAAAAAGUUGCUGGCAGCAAUGAAGAAGAUGAAUAGCAACACUGAGGCCUCUCCACUCUUCAAUCAAGAUCACCAGCUCUCCACAGUGAUCAGAGUGCUCACAGAAGUUAAUGCAAUGAGCAUUUCUAUCUUCCAGUCACUUGUGUUGUUCUUGUCCACACCAGUGUUGAAGUCAAAACCAAGUAAGUGGUCACUGGUUUCAAAAUAUAUGCACAAGGGGGUAGUUUCUUGUGAAGACAAACAUGACAAUGUGAAAGAGUUGGAGAAUAUAGACUUUGCAGUAAGCGCCCUUUCAAAUGGAAGAGCAGACUUGGAGAAGAUGCAAAUCACUCAUAAAGGACUGGGGGCUUUGGAGGUCAGCAUCGAAAGCCUUGACAAUGGUUUGGAGUGCAUGUUUAGACACUUGAUCAAAACAAGAGCCUCUCUCCUCAACAUCAUCUCUCACUAG
This is a messenger RNA of Vitis vinifera (wine grape), 873 nucleotides long. RefSeq lists its product as uncharacterized. Lineage: Eukaryota; Viridiplantae; Streptophyta; Magnoliopsida; Vitales; Vitaceae. Gene Ontology annotation, biological process: shoot system development; root development. The record is from RefSeq and is a predicted model, not a curated record. Bases 1 to 873 code for a protein of 290 amino acids. The transcript has a single exon.